AUGAAUUAUGGAGCCAAUCCGGUGGUUUACGAUCAGAGACAGCUGGCGCCAGUCGCUCCGACAGGUUAUAACCAGCAAAUGCUGAGUACCGCUCCUCAAUAUCCGCCGGGGCAGGCCCCAGCGAAGGAGAUCAAAGAGGUCAAGCAAGAAAGCGGACAGACGCUGAGACUGGGAUACCCGUUCUUGCCACAUCACAACCCAUUCGAUUUCAACUCAUAUCCCAUCACUAAUCCCCCUCUUUUCGAUCUGACGAUGAAUUUACCUUACGACACCCCUGACAAGGUCCACCGCCGCCGACGCAUUUCAAUCUCCAACGGUCAAAUCAGUCAAAUCAUGAAUCACGAAGCGAUUUUCGAUUAUGAUGGUGUAGAUGACCUGCCACCUCAAGCACCUAUACAGGUGCCAGCCGUUGCCGCCCCUCACCAACAAUUUCAAAACUUCAAGGGGUUUGAAGCUUCUCAAAUAGCGCAGGCGCAGGCCCAAGCACAAGCACAAGCUCAAGCUCAGGCACAGACACAGGCCCAGGCUCAAUCUCAAACCCAAGGUCAUAUACAAUCACAAGCUCGAUUUCCUCAGGCUUUUCCUCCGUCGAACCAUCUCGUGGAUCUGCAGAAUAAUCAACUGGCACCUGCGGUUGUAUCCGGGCAACACGCCUCCGAGGUAACCCCCUUGGCACCCACCAUACCUACUCCACUUGCCACGGGGGAUAACCUGACACCUCUAGCUGCCGGCGUGCCUCCUAAUAAUCAUCAGUUGAUUUAUAACGAUGAAGUGAUUUUCAAUCCUAACAACGGCCCCAUACCUGGAACAGCGGCAUGGAAAAAGGAGCGUCUUCUAGAGCGUAACCGUAUUGCUGCAUCGAAAUGUCGUCAACGUAAGAAGCAAGCGCAGUUGGAUUUACAGAACAAUGUCAAUAAAAUUGAGAAGCGCUUGAAUGCCGAAACCAAGCGUGCUGAUGAUGCUGAACGUCAACUUAAAGAAUAUAACGAGGCCUUGGCCGUAUACUUUGAGACUCAAGAUCCCAGCCACUUGGAACGAUUACGCAAUAAAGUCACUUCCUUCUAUCGGUAA
Messenger RNA from Diutina rugosa, 1071 nucleotides. It is a transcript of the gene RCA1, whose product is annotated as Rca1p. The record is from RefSeq and is a predicted model, not a curated record. Bases 1 to 1071 code for a protein of 356 amino acids. Gene Ontology annotation, biological process: regulation of DNA-templated transcription. The transcript has a single exon. Gene Ontology annotation, molecular function: DNA-binding transcription factor activity. NCBI's taxonomy places the organism in Eukaryota, Fungi, Ascomycota, Pichiomycetes, Serinales, Debaryomycetaceae.